Messenger RNA from Daldinia loculata, 1342 nucleotides. RefSeq lists its product as uncharacterized. NCBI's taxonomy places the organism in Eukaryota, Fungi, Ascomycota, Sordariomycetes, Xylariales, Hypoxylaceae. The transcript has a single exon. The record is from RefSeq and is a predicted model, not a curated record. Bases 59 to 1087 code for a protein of 342 amino acids.
UUUUUUUUUUGUGACUGGAAUUCCGAAAAGGGAGAAGAGGAGAAAAUCCUUCUCAACCAUGUUAGGCCAAGAUCAUAAUAUGAGAAUGAGAUCUCUCGAUCCGUCUCCUCAAGUUUAUUCCCACUCGAGAUCAAGAACGUCUUCCUCCAGCGUAUUCCCACAAGCCUUCACUCCAAUGCAGCAUCUGCAACAACCGCAGCCCUCUAUGGGCCAUACACGGCGAUCCCCCUCCGUCAAUACAUUCAGCACCACCUCCAGCAACACCCCACCUGCCGCCUACCGAACGUCGCCUACUGCCGAUAUUCGACGUAGCACGUCCUCGAGAUCAGGCGGCGGUCCUUCGACAAGCUAUGUCGCCUUACUUCGAAAGCAAAAAGCCACCGUAUGGUGCGAUCGGUCACAGUCAGAAGACCCGCGACUCCUGGCUCAACAGCGUUUGGCGAAACAAAGGGCCAAUCAAGAAGUCACUGGCGGUGCAAUGCAAAGCCGCACUUCGACCGGGAUAGGAAGCACUGGCGGCAAGGUUGCCGCUAAGAUCCGCCAUCACGGCAAGCCUGGAGUGGUAGGGUACACACCCGACAGCAAUUAUAUGGGAGUCAGCGGAGUACCGAUGCGGUUGAGCGCUACCGAGGUUGAGGGCGAAGACGGCGACGAGGAUGACUUGUCGAUGCGCCGCCUGCAUCACCGUAGGACGGGUAGCAGCGGGCGUAGUAGUACUGCCAGCAGCAGACGAGGCCUCACAUAUCGUACUUCUGGUGCUUCUCAGAACAGCAAGAGAUGGAGUCCUGGUAAUACCCCGGAACGCGCAGGCAGCAUGGUUAUCGAGGACCCUGAAUAUAUUCCUGGGGACGACAAGUUGGAGCGACCGCAGAGCACUCGAAGUGGGAGUAGCGCGGAGAGGGCUGAUGCUUUACCCGAACUCGGUAGCGUUAGCGCCGCUAAGCUUGCGAGUAAUAGUCUGAUGAACGCCGCACUUACGAGAGAGAAGAGCGUCAAGAACCCAGAGGACCUUCGACGCCGGGGUAGUGUGGACGAGCGUACGAUGACCCUUACAAGCGGGCGAUUAUUUAUUGCCAACCCCGAUUAAUAAGGCAGACUUUUAUGUUAUGUCCUUUUUACUAUCUUCGCAUUUCAUUUGGACGGUCAAGAACACUGCGGUGUAUUGGGGCCAUAUCGAAGGAUAUCUUGCAUUGCAACGGCGUUUAUUGGGUUUUGAAACGGAAGAGGUCAUCCUCAGGGCAUAUUGAAACCUUUAGGAACAAAGGCUAGCCCUUCAUACGGUCGUUCAUGGUUUUGUUGGUUCAGUUUUGAUUUUUAUCUUCGGAGCAUAUACCCUCGCUAC